This is a messenger RNA of Hydra vulgaris (swiftwater hydra), 3048 nucleotides long. NCBI's taxonomy places the organism in Eukaryota, Metazoa, Cnidaria, Hydrozoa, Anthoathecata, Hydridae. The record is from RefSeq and is a predicted model, not a curated record.
AAGUGUCCAUUUUGUUUUAUUAAUAUUAAGGAAUAAUUUGUUUUUCAAACAAAUUGAAUGUGUUCAAAGGUGCAUCUCCAAAUAGAAAGUUUUUAAAAUGCAUAAGAAAUUAGAUGGUGGCUCAGGAAAAAACAUUAUAAUUACACCCAUAUUCCACAUGUACCAUGAUUUACAUCCAGAACCAGUAGUUCUGGUUCUGGAUAUAAAUCACGGUACAUGUGGAAUAGUGGAUUUUUUCUUCUUUGGAAUCAUAUCUCAACAUUUUAUAAUUCCGAUUUAGAAAAAGGUUUAAAACUUGUUCCUAAACUAACAAGCGAUAAUAAAAACACCGUAUUCUGUAAUGAGAGUAUGACUUGCAUCCCAAGUAUUGAGCGAAACAGUCGGAAAUGUUUUAAAGCAGUUUGGACCACCAGAAGCUGCUGGAACAGCAGAAUUUUGUUUAAUGAUGAAUUUUGUUUAAUUUUGUUUAAUUUUGAUUGUCUAAAUGUAAAAAAUAGUGCUGAAUAUAUAACAAAAAGAAUGUUAUUUUUAAAACCAUAUGAAACAGUAGAUGAUUCACGAUUUACUUGGUUAUAUAACUUUCUCCUAUACUUUAAAUUGUGGAAAGAAUCUAUAGAUCAACGAAAAGGAAAUUUUGAUGAGAGCUCAAAAUCAAAAUUGUUUAUUUCUUCACAAACUUAUGAAGGUUUGCAAAUUACAGUGCAUUCAUUCAAAGAAGUUGUUAAAUUUUUACUUGAAAAUGGUGUUCAAUUUGUUUUUUCUGAGAGAUUCUGCCAAGAUGACCUUGAAAACUAUUUUGAUAGACAACGUACAAUUGGUUGCAGAAAAGAUAAUCCAUCUAUCAGAGAUUUUGGCUACAACAACAAUACAAUCAAGUUGCAGUUUUCAAUUCGUCCAAUUAAUGGUAAUGUUCAAUCUAACAUUAAUAAUAUCAUAGAUAUUGAAAAUAAUCCUUUACCAAAAAGAAAAAGAAGGUCGUUAAUUCAAAUUAAAAGCCAACAUUAAGCUCUUCAUUUUCACAUUUAUUGAUUAAAGAAAGGUUAUUUUCAUAACCACAAAAUGUUAAAAGCAUUAUUUGUCAUGACAUUAUGAUGACAUUAUGACAAAUCAGUCGGCCAAUAUAGACUAUUUGGACAAGUCAGCCGCAGUGGCACAUACAAAGGGGGGUGGAGGGGUAACUACUUCUAAGAAAUUUCAAGCUUCAAAAUAUUAUUGAUACAAUUAAAAAAUUUAAUAAAAAACACUGGAUCAAGGAGGGGGCCUAGGGGGACUAUAACCCCGGGCCCCGCAAAUUUGGGGGCCCCCAAAAUUUUUUGAGAACUUUUUUUUUUUAAGUCACUUUUAGGCUCUGGCUCAUAAAAAAGCCUCCAAAAACAACAAUAGCUCCAAAAAGUUUUAAUCCGUCACUACUAGGAGGGCUAGACUUACCCCCUUUAAGGGGAGUAAGCCCCCUCUCCCCUCAUAAGAACUUCAAACUAUUAACGAAAAAAUUAAAAAAAAAAUUUGAAAGUAAAAGUUAAGUUUUAUGCGUCAUUUAAAACGAGAAAAUCAAAAAGAUCCACGAAUGUACAACCAAUUUUCAAACAACAAUUCAAAUUUCUUCCAACAAAUUAAAUUUAAAUUUGAACGUCUAUUAUUAUAGAUGUGCUCAAAGCACAUCAAUGUUUUUGGCGAAAUUGGAAAUGGAGAGCUAACUUAGGCCAUUUAAUAAGUUACUUAUUAAAUGAUAAUCUUCUUGUGGCAGUGUACUGUUAAGGUGCUCUAAAAAGCCAUUAGGUCUGCUUGGGGCACCUUAAUAGAUUUAAAAAAAAAAAUCCAGGGAAACCAAACCGCCCCACCUUUUUUUCACCUACGAAUUUGUAAGUUCCUAAAUAUCAAAGAAACUGAUGACCUUUUAUUUUAGUUGACCAAAUAUGGUUUCCCCCUCCCCCAACCUUAAAAAACCCUGACAUUGCUGUAUUGGGGUUCUACCAAAAAAGAGGGUACUCUUCAAUAAACUAGGGGAUUUUUAAGAAUAAUAAAACGACGAUCUUAUACACUUCUUCGCUCCUUUACAAGAGGUGUUGGCAGUAUACUUUUUUUGGGUUUGGGGCUAUUAAUGUUUUAGAAGUUUUUUUAUGUGCCAGAGGCUAAAAUGUCUACAAAAAAAGUCCUUUAUAAUAUUUUAUACACCCUAAAUUUUGGGGCUCGGGUCAAUAUGCAGCAGUGUUGUAGUGGUAAGAGCGCUCGCUUUGUAUGCGAGAGGUUUGGAGUUCAACAUUUAGAGUACCGCGUUCAACUUAACUUCUCCGCGCAGCGGUCUUGCUUGUCAAGGUUUGUGUUUCGGAGUUAAAGAGAGUUGAGAGUUAAAGAGAGUUAAGAGAGGGUUGUACCACAAUUUAAAAAAAAAUAAAAUAAAAUAAACACAAAAAAUUAGUAGCCUCCUCGGCUGUAGUGGCCCCGUCGUGCCUUGGAAGGGUGAAUAACUAAAAAAAAAAAAUAGCCCCCUCCCUUAAUCCGCCACUGGGUGUUUGAAAUGAACUUGAAAAUAAAAUAACCGAUUUUAAUACAUUUAAUUGAAAUAAUAAACUAAUCAAGAAAAAGGAAAAAAAUUAUAUUGAUUGAUCCACACAAUGAUGGAACAACGCAUGACAUAGAUAGAUAAUAACAUUUUUAAAAUCGAGCAAAGAAAAAUUACAGAAUUUUUUAGGCGGGAGGAGGGGCGCAACCAUGAAGGAAAAAAAUAUAAAUUAUUACCAGGUGGGUUAAUAUUUCAUAUUUGGUUAGUUAUAGUUAUUAGUGAACAUUAUAUAAAUAUAGUUAAUGUAACCAUAAUAGUGAACGUUAAGCUGUUGUAGUAGAAACAAAUAAAUUUGGUUAAAAAAAAUAAUUAAUGCAUGUUACUAUCCAGUAACAGUAUUUGAUAAAAUAUUAAAGUUCAGUAUUAAAUAAACAAUUGGUACAAAAAAUAAUUUUCAAUAAAAAAAUAAUAAAUUGCUGGGUAACACGUACACUUAAUUAAUAAUUCAAUAAAUUUAAUAACUGCAUAUAUAUAGUGUCAGGUUAGGU